CCAUCACUACUCCUUUUCCCUCUUGGCAAGAUGGCGUCCGCUUCCUUGCUCUCUCUAGCGCUCUGCUCCCUCCUCCUCCUCCAAGCCUGCUCGGCCCAACUCGAGACCUCCCAAAUCUGGGGGUCCAGGGCCCGGCACAGCAUCCGCAAGUCUCAGCAGCAGAACGAGUGCCAAUUCCGCCGCAUCAACGCCCAGGAGCCCGACCGCAGGAUCACUUCCGAGGCCGGCACCACCGAGAUCUGGGACGAGAACGACGAUCAGUUCCGAUGCGCUGGUGUCGCCGCUAUCCGCCACACCAUCGAGCAGAGGGGUCUCCUCUUGCCCGCUUACUCCAAUGCCCCCAAGCUCAUCUACGUUGACCAAGGCAAACCCAAUUUCCCCCUCUUCCUCUGGCGAGGGUAUCACAGUGCGGCGAUUCCAGGUUGCCCCGAAACUUACCAAUCCGAGCAGGAGUCCCAAUCCCAGGACCCGAGACAAGGAUCCAGGGACCAACAUCAGAAGAUCCGAAAGAUCCGACAGGGCGAUAUCAUCGCCAUCCCGGCCGGAGUCGCCGACUGGUUCUACAACGAUGCUCAAUCUCCUCUCGUCCUUGUUCAGAUCAUGGACACCAGCAACUUCCAAAACCAGCUCGACCAGAACUUCAGGAAAUUCUUCCUGGCAGGGAACCCGCAGAGAGAGAUCCAAGGGCAGAGGGGACAGCCGGCAAGCCACCUGUACCAGGGAAGCGAGAGGCGAAGAGGCGGCGGUGGAAGCGGCAGCCAGGAACAGCGCUCCGGCAACAUCUUCCAGGCCUUCGACGAGCAGUUCCUCGCCGAGGCAUUCAACAUCGAUACCGACCUGGCGAGGAGGAUCAAGAACGAGAACGACAACAGGGGUAUCAUCGUCAGGGUCGAGGAACAGCUCCAGUUCCUGAGCGCCGAAUUCAGCGAGGAAGAGAGGGAAUCCUCUUCCCGCGGAGGAAGAAGCGGCCGCUGGUCCGCCAACGGCAUUGAGGAAACCUUCUGCACCGCCAGGUUGAAGCACAACAUCAACGACCCGUCACGCGCCGACAUAUACAACCCACGCGCCGGCCGCCUCACCACCAUCAACAGCUACAACCUCCCCAUCCUACAACACAUCCAGCUCAGCGCCCAAAAGGGAUUCCUCUACAGGAACGCGAUCAUGACGCCGCACUGGAACAUGAACGCACACAGCAUCAACUACAUAACCAGGGGAAGCGGGCAGAUCCAGAUCGUGAACGAGAACGGGGAGAGCGUGUUCGACGGGCAGGUGCAGGAAGGGCAGAUCAUCACUGCGCCGCAGAACUUCGCGGUGAUCAAGAGGGCCGGCAGCGAUGGGCUUGAGUGGAUUUCCUUCAAGACCAACGACAAGGCCAAGAUCAACCAGAUUGCUGGCCGGGCGUCGGCGAUCAGGGCGAUUCCCCGGGACGUGAUCGCCAACGCCUUCGCGAUUUCCAGGGAGGAGGCGCAGAGGAUCAAGUUCAACAGGCAGGAGAUUGGGAUCUUCAGCCCUGGGACUAGGUCUCGUGGAAGGAGGGACUGA
This is a messenger RNA of Linum tenue, 1542 nucleotides long. NCBI's taxonomy places the organism in Eukaryota, Viridiplantae, Streptophyta, Magnoliopsida, Malpighiales, Linaceae. The record is from the annotation of a GenBank genome assembly.